Molecule: messenger RNA, 4727 nt
Organism: Mesocricetus auratus (golden hamster)
Lineage: Eukaryota; Metazoa; Chordata; Mammalia; Rodentia; Cricetidae
Gene: Arhgef6
Product: Rac/Cdc42 guanine nucleotide exchange factor 6
Biological process (GO): intracellular signal transduction
Molecular function (GO): protein binding; guanyl-nucleotide exchange factor activity
Source: RefSeq, a predicted model, not a curated record
GCUCCACAAGCACUUAGUUACUUUUCUGCCUCCCCAGCAUCCUCUUCACUUCCUUUCCUUACAGCUUCUUGCACUGGUGUGUGUGUUCCUCCUUUAAAAAAACCCUAAUGAAUUUGUUUUUCAGCGAUGAUGUUAUCCCAGGAGUUUGUCCAUUCCUUAUUCCUUAUCAUCCCUCUCCAUAUCUUUGAGUAUGAUCUCUGUGGUUUAGAAAUCCCACGUUCCACUGUUGUUAAAGAAAAGUUGCCUUAAACCUUUGCCCUGCAAGCACCAGAAGAGAGCUCAUAAAAAGGAAGACAGCAGCAGAUGCAAUCACGGAUGUGGCUUAGUCCUCGCAGCUGCCGGAGAGCUGUUCAGAGUGUACGAGCCCCAGUCAUGAAUCCAGAAGAACGCGUUGUGACAUGGCUUAUAUCUUUGGGAGUUUUAGAAUCUCCCAAAAAGACUAUCUGUGAUCCAGAGGAGUUUCUGAAGUCCUCCUUGAAAAAUGGGGUAGUGUUGUGUAAACUCAUCAACAGACUUCUGCCUGGUUCGGUGGAGAAGUAUUGUCUGGAGCCCCAAACUGAGGCGGACUGCAUCAACAACAUCAAUGACUUCCUGAAAGGAUGUGCAACCCUUCAAGUGGAAGUAUUUGAGCCUGAUGACCUCUAUUCAGGGGUCAAUUUCUCCAAGGUUCUGAGUACACUUUUAGCUGUCAACAAAGCAACAGAAGAUCAGCUUUCAGAAAGACCAUGUGGACGAUCCUCUUCUCUUAGUGCUACCAACAACUCUCUGACAAACCCACAAGCAGCAGUUCCCAGCACAACUCCAGCGCAGCAAGGCCAGGCAAAGGCGGUGGAGAUGACGGAAAAUGGAAGUCACCAGUUGAUAGUAAAGGCAAGAUUCAACUUCAAGCAGACUAAUGAAGAUGAACUGUCAGUUUGUAAAGGGGACAUCAUUUAUGUCACUCGAGUUGAAGAAGGAGGCUGGUGGGAAGGCACAUUAAAUGGGAGAACAGGAUGGUUCCCUAGCAAUUAUGUCCGAGAAAUUAAACCCAGUGAGAGACCUCUGUCCCCUAAAGCUGUCAAAGGAUUUGACACUGCUCCACUUACCAAGAAUUACUACACUGUGGUGUUGCAGAAUAUCUUGGAUACUGAAAAGGAAUAUGCCAAAGAACUUCAGUCUCUUCUUGUUACUUACCUAAGACCCUUGCAGGCUAAUAACAACCUUACUACUGUGGAGUUUACAUGUUUAUUGGGAAACUUUGAAGAAGUAUGCACAUUUCAACAGACCCUCUGCCAAGCCCUGGAAGAAUGUUCAAAGCUUCCAGAAAACCAGCACAAAGUAGGAGGCUGUCUACUGAACCUCAUGCCUCAUUUUAAAUCGAUGUACCUGGCUUACUGUGCAAAUCAUCCUUCAGCUGUCAACGUGCUCACCCAGCACAGUGAUGAUCUAGAACGAUUCAUGGAAAAUCAAGGUGCACCCAGCCCUGGUAUCCUCAUUUUAACAACAAGUCUCAGCAAACCAUUCAUGCGACUGGAAAAGUAUGUUACUCUCUUGCAAGAGCUGGAACGACAUAUGGAGGACACUCAUCCGGAUCAUCAAGACAUUCUGAAAGCAAUCGUAGCAUUCAAAACACUCAUGGGACAGUGCCAAGAUUUGAGAAAGAGAAAACAACUGGAACUGCAGAUCCUUUCAGAACCUAUUCAGGCAUGGGAGGGAGACGACAUUAAGACCCUGGGAAAUGUGAUCUUUAUGUCACAAGUAAUGGUGCAGUAUGGAACCUGUGAGGAGAAAGAGGAACGGUAUUUCAUGCUGUUUUCAAAUGUCUUGAUCAUGUUGUCCGCAAGUCCUCGGAUGAGUGGCUUUAUCUACCAGGGAAAAAUACCAAUAGCAGGGAUGGCGGUGACUAGAUUAGAUGAAAUUGAAGGGAAUGACUGCACAUUUGAAAUCACAGGUAACGUGAUAGAGAGAACUGUGGUGUAUUGCAACAAUAACCAGGACUUCCAGGAAUGGCUGGAGCAGCUGAACAGACUGACCAGAGGACCGACCUCUUGCAGUUCAUUAUCUAAGACAUCAUCAUCAUCAUGUAGUACUCAUUCUUCUUUUAGCUCUACUGGACAGCCCCGAGGACCCUUGGAGCCUCCUCAAAUUAUAAAACCGUGGAGUUUAAGUUGCCUACGACCUGCACCUCCACUUAGACCAUCAGCAGCUCUAGGUUAUAAAGAGAGGAUGUCUUAUAUCUUAAAGGAAUCUAGUAAGAGUCCCAAGACGAUGAAGAAGUUUCUUCACAAAAGAAAGACUGAGAGAAAAGCAUCUGAGGAAGAAUACGUGAUUAGGAAAAGUACAGCUGCUCUGGAAGAGGACGCUCAGAUCCUUAAGGUGAUCGAAGCCUACUGCACCAGCGCCAAUUUUCAACAAGGUACUCGUAAAGAUUCUGUCCCACAAGUACUACUCCCCGAGGAAGAGAAACUCAUUAUUGAAGAAACCAGAAGUAAUGGGCAGACCAUCAUUGAAGAAAAGAGCCUUGUUGAUACUGUUUAUGCCUUGAAGGAUGAGGUCAAAGAGCUGAAGCAGGAGAAUAAGAGAAUGAAACAAUGCCUGGAAGAAGAAUUGAAGUCGAGGAAGGACCUAGAAAAGCUGGUCCGGAAGCUGUUGAAGCAGACAGACGAGUGCAUUCGAGCUGACAGCAGCAAGACCUCUAUUCUCCCAUAAGCAUCACUGUGCAGCUGAGCCCAGACCUUCAGCACUUGUUGAAAUGGCCAGCUGAAUGAUGAAUGAUUUGACUGUGCACCUCAGCUUCGCUUUGUGUUGGGAUCUCUCUCUCUCUCUCUCUCUCUCUCUCUCUCUCUCUCUCUCUCUCUCUCUCUCUCUCUCUCUCUCCUCCCCACCUUUGUUUGCUUGAGUAUUCAUUACUUGGCUAUCAGUUGAUUGAUAUUUGUUUUAAUAGGGGAAACAACCUAAGUGGUGAAAAAUUGCCCCAAUUGCUAUGCCCAACAGCCCUUUACUACCUAAUUCGCUGAAGGCGAAGCUUCACAGGCUGUGUCUAGAGUAGGUGAAACAACACCUUUGCCCAAUGAUCCAGCUUUCCUUCCCUGGGCUGUCACAUGGCUCCCUUCAACGCUUUAAAAAUUCUUGCCCUGUGUUGUCUGUUAAGAUCAAGAUCAGUGUAAUGCUCUUAUUCCCUUUGUGCUGGUGUACAUUUAAAGUCAGGGGUGUAGGAACUCCAGCUGUCCACACCAGCACUAAGUCCAUCAGCACACUGCUUCAGGUAUCCCACCCCCACCCCCCAGCAAGGCAGAGCAGCUAUUGUUACUGCACUGUAGCUUGCCAGCCGUCUGCCUCUACAUAAGGUUUCUACCUCCCCGAACCCCCUGUGCUUUUAGCCAGCUGUACCAAGUGGUGUGUAAAGCAGUGUGGAUGUGCUUUGCUUAUUUUGUCAGUUACUAUGAGCAGUGGCUUUACCUUGAAUAUUCAAACUCCAACAUUUUCCUUUCUAAACAACCUGGGUGACAAGAUACCAUGCUCUGGUACACACCUUCCAUCCCAUCUUAUUGAGCUCUGGUUUCUGCAGUGAGAAGUUAGAAUCAUCAUUGGCUUCUUUGUAGUGGCUUUGAAUAUGCUGAGCCAGUUAGUAUAUCCUGAGUGAAAGGGCCUCUCCACUCGCUGUGCUGGUUGCUAGUGAAGCUGACUGUCUGAAACUAGUUUGUACAAGUUUUUUUACAAUGACAGACCACUGACUUAGUAAGUAGUCCAGAAAUCUGAACUGUGAGGAAGAUUUAGAAGAGAGACCCAGAAGAACUCUGUACACAAGUCAAAAUGGGCCAAGGCUACAGGAUGGAGCAGCAUAGCGCUUGCCUACCUCCUCAGAUGGUAGGGCAACUUGGCCAGAUGGCAAAGUCACUUUAAAGAGAGGCAGAAAGCCAACAAAGUUUAUAUGUAUAUUUGAUGGGUGCCUGUAAGUGCUGUUUCAAAUCCAAACUCGAGGCCUAAAAUGUUGUUGAGGAACCCUUUUUCUUUCUGGUAUGGAGGCUAUCACAGUUUCCAUAAUUUUAUGGUACAGGGCUAUUGUCUCCUGUCACAUGGAUGACAUAGUACCUACAGGUAGAGAAUUCCUGAAGUCGAAACUCAGACAAUUAGUUGCACACAGCCAUCUUUGACAGCUUGAGUGUAAGUUUCUAAGAAUGGCUGUGGUGUUUCUAAGCUCAGAGGUUUCUAUGAGACAUCUUUCAUGUAAAAAUUUAACAUAAGAAACAACAGUAGUAACACAGAUGUUCACAUGUGUCCUGUCUGUGCUUAGUCAAAAGUUUGCAAUAAAUGUGCAGAUUUUGUUCACAGGAAACACUUUAGUGAUUACCAAAUAAUUUAGUUGAUUGCUUAGGACAUUGAAAGGUCUCUAAAAGGAUGUGCACAGAUGCAUGUUUGGGGACUUUGCCCUUCUAAGGAGAGGCCCUUGGUACUUGGGAUGUUGAAACUUGUGCAGUGGGCUGCCCGCGCUUAUACACUAAAUAAUAUAAAGGAAAUGAAGCCAUGUUAACCCAACAGCCGUGUCUCCAUAGUUGUGUUGUUUACAAUACUCUAUAAAUGGGCUCCUGUUCCUCUGUAAUUAAACUGCUGCCCUUAGAGGCCUUUCAGUUUCUUCUUUGUCAUGUCCCUUCUUACAGGAACUCAGAUUUUCUAAACUUGUUUUUAUUUUAAAGACUUUUAAAAUGGACAUUUUCAAUAAACAAGAAUAAACAGUGCUUUAUAAAUAA